This is a messenger RNA of Morchella importuna, 1323 nucleotides long. RefSeq lists its product as uncharacterized. The transcript is spliced from 3 exons. Lineage: Eukaryota; Fungi; Ascomycota; Pezizomycetes; Pezizales; Morchellaceae. Gene Ontology annotation, cellular component: fungal-type cell wall. Bases 1 to 1323 code for a protein of 440 amino acids. Gene Ontology annotation, molecular function: glycosyltransferase activity; chitin binding; hydrolase activity, hydrolyzing O-glycosyl compounds. The record is from RefSeq and is a predicted model, not a curated record. Gene Ontology annotation, biological process: fungal-type cell wall organization; carbohydrate metabolic process.
AUGGUCCAACUCUUCAACACCCUCAUUCUCACGGCCGCCGUCCUCGGCACCGUCGCCUACGCCCAAAUCACCGCCGAGUGCGGCGUCGGCCUCGGAAACUGUCCUUCCGACAAGCCCUGCUGUUCCCAAUACGGCGUCUGCGGAGUCGGAGCCUACUGCCUCGGCGGGUGCGACCCCAAGCACUCGGCCACCAUCGACUCGUGCGCGCCCGCACCCAUGUGCAAGAACAUCGACAGUACCUUCAGCAACCUGGACCGCAUCGCCGACAAGACAAAAUAUCUCGGCGACCCGAGCAAGGCGGACUGGGUUGCGGACGGCGAGCCUACCAUCUACGACAACCAGCUGCUACUGACAAUGGCGCCCGACACUGUAGGAACAGUCCUAGCAAGUACGAACUAUGUGUGGUACGGCAAGAUCUCGGCGACGCUCAAGACGAGCAGGGGCAAGGGCGUGGUGUCGGCGUUUAUCUUGUUGAGUGAUAUGAAGGACGAGAUUGAUUAUGAGUGGAUUGGUGUGGAUCUGGAUACAACGCAGACAAACUUUUACUGGCAGGGAGUACCGAAUUACACAAAUGGUGGGAACAUCUCUCUCUCGGAGGACACCUACAACAACUUCCACACCUACGAGGUCGACUGGACCCCCGAUACCGUUACCUGGUCCGUCGACGGCCAGGUCGGUCGUGUGCUCAAGAAAUCCGAUACCUACAACUCCACCACCAAGCAGUACAACUACCCCCAGACCCCCUCGCGCGUGCAGCUCUCCCUCUGGCCCGGUGGUCUUGCCUCCAACGCUCCCGGAACCAUUGCUUGGGCCGGUGGUGAGAUUGACUGGGACUCACAGGACAUCAAGGACAACGGCUACUACUACGUGACCUUCAAGGAGGUCAAGAUUGAGUGCUACGACCCCCCCUCAGAUGCGAAGAAGAGUGGAAGCGGCUCCGUCUCCUACAUCUACGACGACGCCGCCGGCUACGAGAGCAACGUCGUCAUGACCGACAAGGGCACCGUCAUGAAGAGCUUCCUCGGCACCGGCAAAAACAUGACCGCCGCACUCCCGGCAUCAAAGACCAGCAGUGGGGCAUCGCCGAGCGCAACCGAUGUCGAGACCAUCCCCGGAUUGACUGGUGCCGGUACCGGCGCGAACGGUUUGAGGGGUGAGGAGGAGACCACCACCACUGGGUCGGCGUCGACCAGCAGCGAGACCGCCGCAAGUGGGUCGUCGGAUUUUGUGCAGCAGGCACAGGGAUCCGGAGCAGAUAGAGUUAGGAUCGGUGGUGUGGUGGCCCUUAUGGCCGCUGUUUUCGUCGGCGCUGUUGCUUUGUAG